Funneliformis geosporum is the source of this 783-nucleotide messenger RNA. NCBI's taxonomy places the organism in Eukaryota, Fungi, Glomeromycota, Glomeromycetes, Glomerales, Glomeraceae. The record is from the annotation of a GenBank genome assembly.
AUGCAAACAAACGCUACUUAUGCAUAUAUGGCAUCUUACGAACAAAACGAAUCUCGAUCUCCACAAACUUCAAUUAAUUUGUCCAUGCCCAACAGCCUAGAUCAUACUUAUGAUCCUGUUAUCAUGUCUGGGUACUUUUUCAUUGAAAAUGCUUUUUUCAUUUUUAAUGAAUUAUUGCUAUUACUACCAUUACCAAUUGAAACUGUAGCCAAAUUGUUGGAAGAUAUUGUUGAUGGGAAUCAAAAUGUCAAUUUAUUUUAUUAUGUUCAUCCAUUUACCAAUAAUGUCACGCUUUUUUUCCAGUGUGAACAACAUCAGCAAGAAAUUUAUAAUUUAGAGACUCAACCCUUUUCUUGUUUUACUUUUCAAAAUGAUUAUAACCAUCAAGUAUUUGACUCUCGAAAAGAUAAAUGUAAGUGGAAAAAAGAAAAUGUAAAUGCAUUGCUUUCAUAUUUGAAAAAACAUAAAGAAGAAGUCCGGCAGCUAGAAAGUCGUGGUGUUACAGCUGGUAAAAUUAAAAAUAAUCUCUGGAAGAAUGCCUUCACUGCUUUAUCCGAAGAAGGCUACAUUUAUACCGCUGACCAAUGCGCGAUUAAGUGGAAAAAUAUAAAGCAGAAUCAUAAAUCACCUAAAUUUCAGUAUAAAGACGAAUUUAAAGAAAUUAUUUGUGAAAAAAGAAUGAGUAAACGAAAGCUGGAACAUGAAUUUGUAAACGAAGAAUAUGGACAAAAAAAAUCUAGGAAGGUGAAAAAUCGAAAGGGAACCAAAGAGCAUUAUAAAUAA